AUGAUCGAGGAGUACGCGCCGAAGGUCGCGGUGGCCUUCGAUCAGUACAACGGCUGGAACUUCAACGUGGCCCCGGACGAUGCCGGCGCCUACAUCGGCUUCGGGGCGCUGCGGGAGCGGGACUUUCCGGCCCACUCCAACUGGUACCGCCUGGACUGGCUGGAGGCGGUCGGCAUCGAGCCCAACGGCGAGCUGGUGAACACGGCCGACAGGCUCUACUACACCACGGAGCCGUUCACGCUGGAUCAGUUCAAGGACAUCAUGAUCGCCUUCGCGCAGAACGACCCGGACGGGAACGGCGAGCAGGAUACCUUCGGGAUCUCGACGCUGUUGAUCGACUCGGUGCUGGGCGCCUUCGGCACGAUCGGCAAGUUCGGAGACGACUACAACCACUACGAGAACGGCGAGCUGAAGAUGUGGUACGCCACCGAUGGCUUCAGGUCCUACGUGCAGUACAUGACGGACCUGUACGACGCGGGAGCCAUCGACCCGGACGCGAUCACCGGGCAGAGCACCCUCACGGGCCAUCAGAAGUGGGCCGCCGGCAUGUUCGGGGCCCAGGACGCGGGAAUCGUGUACGCCGAUCCGGCCAACAAGUCCUUCAUGGGACGGGCUCCCAUGAACGUGCUGGAGUCCAUACCGACUGCGAAGCUGAUGUUGACCCCCUUCACCGUGGGGAGCAACCGCAAGAGCCAGUACCGCGGCAGCGUUGCCCGGGGAAGCUACUUCACCAACGCCUACUUCACCUUCGUCGGUGCGCACGUACAGGACGACAAGCUGGCGCGCAUUCUGUGGAUGAUCGACGACAUCAAUCUCGAUCCGGAGCUGAGCGUCUACGCCUACUUCGGUGAGCCGGGAAGGCACUUCGACUGGGCGGGCGAGCCCUUCAACUCGGCGAUCUCGGCGAUCCCCGGCAAGGAGUACGACGACCCCUACAAGGAAGGCGUGGCCGGGUUCGACGCCGUGUGGGGCCUGCUGGAUCGCGAGCGGUUGGGGUGGAAACCCACCUACAAGGGCUUCAAUGAGUACCUGGAGGCCAACCAGCGGGAUCAGAUGGCGAUCUUCGGACGUUUCGACAUCUUCAACGCGACCGAUAUCAGCGACGUGCUCGCCAAGUACCUGCCGGAGCAACACGUCAUCGCCCAGACGUACAUGGUCGAGGCGAUCACGGGCAAGGUAAACAUCGACGAGACCUGGGACUCCUACCUUGCCGAUCUGCGCGCCGCCGGCUACGACGACAUCAUCGUGGCGUACGAGAAGACGACCGACGUCAGGGCGCACAUGAUGGGGGAGGGCGGAUAG
Messenger RNA from Geodia barretti, 1302 nucleotides. Lineage: Eukaryota; Metazoa; Porifera; Demospongiae; Tetractinellida; Geodiidae. The record is from the annotation of a GenBank genome assembly.